This is a messenger RNA of Diaporthe amygdali, 951 nucleotides long. Its product is annotated as gtp cyclohydrolase 1. Gene Ontology annotation, biological process: tetrahydrofolate biosynthetic process; tetrahydrobiopterin biosynthetic process. Gene Ontology annotation, cellular component: cytoplasm. The transcript is spliced from 2 exons. Gene Ontology annotation, molecular function: GTP cyclohydrolase I activity; zinc ion binding; GTP binding. Lineage: Eukaryota; Fungi; Ascomycota; Sordariomycetes; Diaporthales; Diaporthaceae. The record is from RefSeq and is a predicted model, not a curated record. Bases 1 to 951 code for a protein of 316 amino acids.
AUGGACACAGCAAGCAUCACAAGCUCGUCCUCUGGCGGGCGGCGCAACAAGCACCACUCGAGCGAGGAAAGAUCGAGCAGCAAGAAGCGCAAACACCACAAGGUCAACGGCGCCAACGAGCGACGAGACAGCAUCAGCGCCCCCGCGCGGGACCCCCGAGAUAUCCCCGACCGCCCCAAGAAGAAGAAGUCCAAGAAGUCCCCGGCGCACACCACCACCGACGCAACUGGCGCCUCCACAACCACAACCACCGGCGCCGCCGCCGCCGCAGCCAGCGGGACGGUGACGCGGUCACCGAGCCCGGUGAUCGACUUCGACGGGCUGUCGCGGCCCAGCUCGGGCACGCGCGAGCGGCUGGAGGAGACCAAGGAGCAGGCGGACAAGCGGCUGGCGCGCAUGUGCGGCGCCGUGCGGACCAUACUCGAGUGCGUGGGCGAGGACGCCGACCGCGAGGGCCUGCUGGCCACGCCAGAGCGCUACGCCAAGGCCAUGCUGUUCUUCACCAAGGGCUACCAGCAGAACGUGCGCGACAUCGUCAACGGCGCCAUCUUCGAGGAGGGCCACAACGAGAUGGUGAUCGUCAAGGACAUCGAGGUGUUCAGCAUGUGCGAGCACCACCUGGUGCCGUUCACCGGAAAGAUGCAUAUCGGCUAUAUACCCAAUCAGUCCGUCAUUGGUAUCUCGAAACUGCCCCGUAUCGCAGAGCUGUUCGCCCGCCGGCUGCAGAUCCAAGAGCGGCUAACUAAGGAGGUCGCCAACGCCAUCAUGGAGGUUCUCAAGCCCCAGGGUGUCGCGGUUGUCAUGGAGUCGAGCCAUCUGUGCAUGGUGAUGAGGGGUGUCGAGAAGACGAGCACGAGCACCAUCACGAGCUGCGUCCUUGGGUGCUUCGAGCGCAAGGAGAAGACGAGGAACGAGUUCCUGAACCUGAUCAGUGUCAACCGCCGGGCCUAA